AUGGCACCGCAUAAAACACCAAAGAACAAGAAACAUACGCCAAAUGCAUGCACGCCGACAGGAAUCGAUGGCAUGGAUGCGACAAGUCCACUCGGGGAGUCACCGCCCGUGCGGCCUCCUCUCUUCUCGCAACCCUCCGAAACCUAUGAAAAGGCACAGGAAGAUGAGCGCGAAGUUCUGAAGGCUGUUUUCAUGGACGACUAUGUGGAAUCAGAAGCCAGAGGAGCCUGGAGUAAAACCACCGAUCGAGUGCUGCGUGUGAAGCUCACGUCACUCUCUAAUGACAAGAUUUUUGUCACAUUAUGCGCCAAGAUCACGGCUACUUACCCAAAAUCGCUGCCCACUCUCACUCUGGAAGAUUGUAGUAGCUUGAGGAAGAACACUUGGGACAAGCUCUAUGAUCUACUCAAGACCCGUCCACAGGAACUGGUUGGAGAAGUCAUGAUCUACGACAUAGCAUCCGCUAUCCAGGAAAUACUCGAAGACGAAAUAGCCGUGCGCGAAACUGACGGUACCUACGAGAAUCUGGAUGCUGAACGGGCUGUCCAAGAAGCUGCGGCAGCCGAGCAACUCAGGCAGCAAGAGGAGGAAUUGCAGAGGAAGCGAGACGAACAAAAGGCCGAGAAAGAGCGUCUGCUCCAGCAACAAGUCGGCGACGAGAUGCGGCGGAAUGACUUGAUGGCGAAGCGUAAGAGGAACCGCGUAUCCGCAAGUACUCCACCAUCAUACUUCCCCAGUGGAGACAAUGUCAACUACAUCUCAUUCGAUAGAGCGGUCAUCGUCCAGCACGAAGACACGACAGUUCAAUUCAGCGCUGUUGAAAACCCACUCCCGUUCCGUUCUGGGCCUCUAACGGAACAACUACUAGUGAAACCGGCAGGGAGCGACGCCACACUGAUAUUGGUACUGAAGCGUGCUCGGGUAGGUGGCGGAAACGCAGCUGAUGAUCCCCAACUGAAGAAAGCAAUCAUGGGUUUUGAAGACGAGAUGGAGGACCUGAAGCGAUUACGGCAGAGCGCUAUCAUGACAGUCCUCGACUUCAAAGUGGAGCACUUACCCGACUCUGGAUGGGAAAUCAGCAUUCUCAUGGAGCAUGCAAACAAAGGUUCGCUAGCUCCUGAGCUUACGCAAGACGAUCGUCAUACUCGUAAGACAGAUGUAUGGGACAUGGGCGUUGUCUUCCUCCAGAUGCUGUUUGGAAUCGAUGCUCCCGAGAAGUACCACUCGCCAAAAGAGUUGUCUGACACACUAGGUUGCUCUGAACCAUUGCAGGAAGUCAUGCGCAAGUUUUUCAAACCUGACCCCAAGAAAAGGUCUUCCGCUUUUGAUCUCAUCCCUUGCGAGUUCUUGCGCGAUGACGUGGAUGUGUAUGAGCGAUCUCCCACCCCUGCUCGGUCAAGGAAUUCCUCAACAUCAAUGGGUAGGUAUAGAUUACGACGUGAGUCUUCUGCUGGUGUUGUCCCUUCGUACUCGCGUUAUGCGAAUGAUUGGGUCGAACAGGGCCGGUUAGGCAAGGGUGGUUACGGUGAAGUCGUCAAGGCCCGAAACAAAGUCGAUGGCCGUCUCUAUGCGAUCAAGAAGAUUAAACAGAAGUCAGCAGCCGCACUGAGCGAGGUUCUCUCAGAGGUCAUGCUUCUUUCGCGGCUCAAUCACAGCUACGUGGUGCGUUAUUACAUCGCUUGGCUGGAAGCUGAUGCGGAUGAUGACGACUCAGCAAGCUCAGAUGAAGAUGAUUCCGACUCAGACUCAGACUCAGGUUCAGACAUUUCCCCGGGAACGACCACAACCGAUGGCAACGGCUACAACAGGAGCGCUGGUGGCCUAGACUUCAUCAGUUCCAGUGAAUAUCCAAAAAUCGAGUUUGGGUCGGGUUCAGAAUCUGAUAAUGGUGACGAUGGUGCCGUCGUUUUUGGAUCCGACUCGGAAGACGAAUCAGGAACCCCUAGUGCUGGACCACAUUCACCCGCGGUCAAGAAACGCACCAUGUCCGACUCGAAUCCGGCAAGAACAUCCAAGUCAAUCCUGUACAUCCAGAUGGAGUUCUGCGAGAAGCAGACCCUUCGCGAUCUCAUCCGUAACGGUUUAUAUGAUGACCCUGACGAACACUGGAGACUGUUUCGCCAAAUCUUGGAAGGCCUUUCUCACAUUCAUGGGCAUGGAAUCAUUCAUCGCGAUUUAAAACCUGACAACGUUUUCAUUGAUAUGGCUAAGAUCCCCAAAAUUGGCGAUUUUGGACUGGCCACUAUCGGACAGUAUCAGAGGCCUGACACAAAGUCUUCCAAUGGUGCCCAAGAUGGUAGCGACAUGACACGUAGCGUCGGGACCGCGCUUUAUGUGGCUCCUGAGAUAAGCUCCAGCACAACUGGUGACUACAACACCAAGGUCGAUAUGUACUCCAUGGGCAUCAUCUUCUUCGAGAUGUGUUUCCCUUUGAAAACAGCUAUGGAAAGAGACAAGGUGAUUCGAUCAUUGCGAGAGCGGAAACAUGUUCUCCCUUCUGAGUUCGAGGCCCCUGAAAAGUCUCUCCAAGGAAGCAUCAUCAUGGACCUUAUCAGCCAUCGACCAUCAGAACGACCUGGAUGCACGGAGCUUCUAAGAAGUGGAAAAGUACCCGCCCAAAUGGGAGACGAGGCCGUCAAGGAGGUCCUCAAAGCGCUCUCUGACCGCAAUUCUCCAAACUACGCCAAUAUGAUGGCCGCGCUAUUCUCACAAAAGCCUAAUACACAAGCGAAAGAUCAUGCUUGGGAUCUAAGUGCAACAACGCAGGUCCCCAAGGCCAAUGAUGUCCUCCUACAGAAUCUCGUCAGAGAUAGCAUUGGCCGCGGUGGCGCUUUCCUCGAAAAAACCUUCACAAUCGGUCAAGUUUACCGUGAGAACUACGCCGGAAGUGCUCCACGCAGCAAUGGAGAGGCUGACUUUGACAUUCUUUCAUACGAUACGCUCGACCUGCCUCUGAAGGAAGCAGAGGUUCUAAAGGUCGUAGACGAGAUCAUUGAUGAAUUUCCUUCGUUCCGAUCGACACAGAUGUGCUUUCACAUCAAUCAUGCUGAUCUGCUGGACAUGAUCAUGGAGUUUUGCAGGAUUAAAGCACCCAAACGCGCGGCGGUCAAGGCCGUGCUUAGCAAGUUGAACAUUGGGAAGAACAACUGGCAGUCCAUUCGCAAUGAUUUGCGCUCUUCGGAUAUUGGAAUUCCGACUACAUCGCUGGACGAUCUGGCACGAUUUGAUUGGCGUGACACGCCUGAGAAGGCAUUUGCAAAGCUACAACGACUCUUUGAAGGGACGAAGUACCUCGACCGAACACAUGCCAUAUUUGCAUACCUCACCUCUGUUGUCGACUAUAUGAAGCUAUGGAAUGUAAAACGCAAGGUCUAUAUAAGCGUACUCAGCAGCUUCAAUGAGAGGUACUACUCGGGCGGCAUACUAUUCCAAUGUUUAUUCGACACCAAGCAGCGAGAGGUGCUUGCUGCAGGUGGACGGUAUGACAAGUUGAUCGAAGAAUACAGACCGCGGGGUCCGAGUCAUGCUCACCCACCAGCCGCAUAUCAUGCUGUUGGAGUCAAUCUGGGCUGGGACAGACUUGUUGCCUCAAUGAGCCGAUACAUCAAGAAACCCGAGAAGUCAAACUUCGUGCGAAAACACACUGAGGAAGAUACACCCUCAAUCUCUUGGAUGCCACGUCGCUGUGAUUGCCUCGUCGCCAGUUUCGACCCCAGCGUCCUUCGCUCCACAGGUGUCAAAAUGGUCGCAGACCUAAUUUCACACGGCUACACAGCCGAGCUCGCCGUCGACGCCCGCAACACCGAAGAGCUCUUGCGCCACUACCGUGACGACAGGCACAGCUGGGUCAUUGUCAUAAAACAGGGCGUCGGGCCCGACAAGCCCGAGCUCAAAGUCAAAUCCAUUUCCAAAAAGGAAGACACAGACAUGCGCUCCGCCGAGCUACUCAACUACCUCCGCAACGAAUUCCGUGACCGCGAGGAGCGAGAAGAAACCGCUGCCCGCCUCAUCAAAGCAAUAACCCAACCCACAAACACAGCAAACACGCCGAAAUCUUCCGUCGACGUCCUCAUCGCACAGCACCGCUCAAAGAAGUCAAACAAAUGGUCCAUUGUCGAAGCCGCACAGUCUCGUUCUGCGGAGCUCUUGUCUGCCUUCCAGUCCGCGCCUAUCGCUGCGAUCGAGUCAAAGGAAGAAGUCAUGACCCUCAUCAAGGAAACACGACUUAGUGAUCAGGAAUCUUGGCGCUCUUUUAUCCAAAGGAUGCCACUUGCGGAGCGUAAAUAUCUCCAGGAGUUGCAUGAUUUGCUGCUGGGGUAUCGGAGUAAAUGGUUGGAAAGUAAAGGGUUAGAAGGCGGUGGGGAGGGCGCUGUGGGCAAGGCUUUUGUGUAUAAUUUCAGGACUGGUGGGUGUUUGCUGUAUGAUCUGGAAAGUUAA
Molecule: messenger RNA, 4437 nt
Organism: Pyrenophora tritici-repentis Pt-1C-BFP
Lineage: Eukaryota; Fungi; Ascomycota; Dothideomycetes; Pleosporales; Pleosporaceae
Source: RefSeq, a predicted model, not a curated record